Molecule: messenger RNA, 1334 nt
Organism: Chanos chanos (milkfish)
Lineage: Eukaryota; Metazoa; Chordata; Actinopteri; Gonorynchiformes; Chanidae
Gene: ptrh1
Product: peptidyl-tRNA hydrolase 1 homolog
Exons: 5
Coding region: 164-967 (267 amino acids)
Molecular function (GO): peptidyl-tRNA hydrolase activity
Source: RefSeq, a predicted model, not a curated record
CAUUGACAAACUGUCCAUACUGACCCAGUAGGACAUAAGAGGCUAUCGAGCUAAGUAGCGUGUUAUUUUUCCGUACAAUGUUUCGUUGACGGCUGGCUGGCAUGAACUGUUUGCGGUAGGAAAUUCGAGUGGAAACACAACGUGUGACUCUGUAGGCUCGCUAAUGACAAAGGUUACAUUGGGAGGCAAAGUCUGGACGUUUGCGACAAAUUACUGUAGAUUACUAAUCAGGGUCAUGAAACGAAUAGUAACAAAGCUGAUAAAUCGAAUGUUGCUUAACACGGUUGACUCGGAAAGGAUGGCAAGUGAUAUAACGCUCAGCCAUGUGCGCAAGAAAAUGUUUGUAGGCCUGGGAAACCCUGGGAUGAAUGGAUCCAGACACAGCGUCGGUAUGACUGUGGUAGAAGCCCUGGCCAAACGACUUGGAGUUUCUGACAGUUGGAGAACAGACAGACAAGUGUCAGGGGAAAUUAUUGUGUCCGAGUUCCAAGACACUCAACUUGUACUUCUACGACCAAAAUUGCUCAUGAAUAUUAAUGGAGUCAGUGUGGCCAAAGCAGCUAGCAAAUUUUCCAUUGAGCCAGAACACAUACUUUUGAUUCAUGAUGACCUAGACAAACCACUUGGGAAGAUUGCCAUCAAACAUGGAGGGAGUGCAAGAGGUCACAACGGUGUACGAUCCUGUGUGGACUGCCUUCAAACUGAUGUGAUGCGACGAUUACGGAUCGGGAUUGGUCGACCUUCCGGAAAAACGCCAGUGGAUCGCUACGUUUUGGGUCGGUUUUCUGCCGAGGAACGGAAGGUGCUGAGCACGGUACUGGACGAGAGCGUGACCACUCUCCUAGCACAGCUCAAGGACAAUGAGCUCCAAAAAUCACCACCAGGGGGCAGAAGAAAAUCACAGAGAAGUGAAAAGAAGGACUCCUCUACAGCACUGGACAUAGACAGAGAGCACAUCCAGACUUGACUUGACAGGAUCUUGGCUAAAGUAUUCAAGUCAGGAUGUGAGUGUUAUCACUACAGCGCCUGGUGUACACUUCUGAAGUGCAUCAUAUAUGAAAGUACCUACACAGGAAAUGAAAAUAAAAUCAGACCAGAGAGAUAACGGUGUGACAUAAGAGAACAUAAUAUGAACCAAAAACAUUCUACAUUUCAAGACCAGAGAUCAGAACUCGCCAGCAGGAGAGAGGAACAUUAAAUCAGAAUAAAUUUAUUUCAUAUUAUUACUGAAGCGAAAUACAGCAGGUAGUUGUUCAUGUCACUAAUUUCGCUUUCAUAUUUAUUAGGGUUUCUGGACUCUUUCCCAUCCAAUAAAAUAUUUUUGGUGAUCUUGA